ACUUCCAAAGUUGGAUGUCCUUUGAGUGGUGGACCAUUAUUGAUACACACAAACUGUUGAGUGUAAAAAACCCAGCAGUGUUGCAGUUCUUGACACACUCAAACCGGAGUGCCUACUACCACGUCCUGUUCAAAGGCAUUUAAAUAUUUUGUCUUGCCCAUUCACCCUCUGAAUGGCACAUAUACACAAUCCAUGUCUGAAUUGUCUCAAAGCUUAAAAUAUCCUCCUUUAACCUGUCUCCUCCACUUCAUAGACACAGAUGACAUCAAUAAGGGAUCAUAGCGUUCGCCUAGUCGGAAUGUAAUGGGAAGAGCAGGUGUUCCUAAUGUAGUGUGUUAAAGUGUGAAUGUUUUUUGGACUUUGAUCAUGAAAGCUAAAGAAUAAUAGGUAGGUUUGUUACUGUGGUGCUGUUUGUAAGGUUUUCUUGUGUUCUAUGAAAUUAAAGUGUGAUUUUGUUUUUAAAAAACUGUUAAGUCUAACCCCAUAUACACAGGUAGAGGGAAGGGAUAAAGGGUUGUUCAGAUAAAUAUAUUUCCUACUUUCCAUUGUCCAUACUAAUAUAAUUGCUUCGUUCUAAUUGGUGUUUAAAUUGGAAUUGCAAGAGAAAUCGAAACAAUACCCGCAUGUGCGUUCAAUGACGUCCUCAUUAUGGAAGCGUUUCACAUCACAGUGUGUGACAUGACCGAUGAUAUAGAUUCCGGCGUCACCAUAGCAACCACCAGGGGUCAGUAUCAGCGCAAACAAGGAUAAACAUCAAGGGUGCGUUCGUAAAUUCACUUUGACUGGCUAUUUAGGGUGUAGUUGUAAAUUCAAUCUGGAGUGCCAGUGUGCGCUCAGACUGCGUUCUUGGCAUUCAUAAAUGUGUUUCGCUCUCGGAGCGUUCAGAGCGCACACUGGACGCUUUGGCUAGCUGUCAAGCACCCAAGCUAACUGGCUAAAGGUGGCUAGAUUGGGUGCUUGACUACUAACAAGCUGAAAUUGGCUAGAUUGCUAGCUACUUCCAAACACAUGAAAGAACACCUCACUCGCCAUAGCAGUGAAGAUUAGGCUUUUUAGAUGUUAUCUAGAGCGUUUGUGACGAACUGCUGCUGGCAACAAUUUCAUAGUUUUUGUUUGCAAUCGUCUACCAACCGGUAAUAUGCAAUGGGUGUUGCGCGUUCGUAAAUUCAUCAGUUAUUCAGUGCUCUGGCACAAACGAGAGUGCUCUGAAAUUGGAGUAGAUAGCCAGAGUGCAUUUACGAACGCACCCCUACUCAGUUUUCAGUGCACUCUAGUUUAUCAGAGCUCAGAAUAACUAGCUAAUGAAUGUAUGAACGCACAACACCUGUUGAAUACUACACCUAUCAGGAAAUGUCGGCAAAAAAAAACGUUUUUAAAUUGUUGCCAGCAGCACAGUUACAGUCCACCAACUCUCUAGAUGACACGAGCCUAGCCUGCUCUGCUUGGGCGAGUAAAAUGGUCAGAGUGAGGUGUUCUCUCAUUUAUGUCUGGAAGUAGCUAGCAAGCCAACUUUAGCCAGUUAUCUUGGGUGCUCGACUGCCGUUGUGUGGUCAGAACGCUCGGAUCAACCCUACUCCUCGGCCAGAGCGUCAACUGUGUGCUCUGAAUUUACGAAAGAUCAAUCUGACAUUUUUCUAAAUUUACGAACGCACAGAGCGCACUCUGGCACUCCAGAGCGAAUUUACGAACACACCCCAAGUUGAUCGCGAGGCAGCGGCAGGUAGGCGACGUGAUAAAAUAACGUGAUGAUGUGUGCAAAUAUUUUAGGCUGCUAAUCGUGGAUAUUGCGUUUACUUUGUUAAAAACGUAUCUGGUUAAUACUGUAUACUCAUGAACUGACUCACUAGCCUAUGUUAUCAUUGUUCAAGGUGAAUUAUUCCUACUGUAGUAGUAAAUAAAGUCGGUGGCAACUUGGCAUCCAGUGCAUAGUUGACAGCAUAUUUGAGAGAAAGUUGAGAAAGCUCUUAUGUCAUGUUUAUGCCAUUGUUAGGCUAUUUACAUGUCAUAAUGAGGUGUUAUUGUUAGGCUAUUUACAUGUCAUAAUGAGGUGUCAUUGUUAGGCUAUUUACAUGUCAUAAUGAGGUGUUAUUGUUAGGCUAUUUACAUGUCAUAAUGAGGUGUCAUUGUUAGGCUAUUUACAUGUCAUAAUGAGGUGUUUUUGUUAGGGUAUUUACAUGUCAUAAUGAGGUGUUAUUGUUAGGCUGAGGUGUCAUUGUUAGGCUAUUUACAUGUCAUAAUGAGGUGUUAUUGUUAGGCUAUUUACAUGUCAUAAUGAGGUGUUAUUGUUAGGCUAUUUACAUGUCAUAAUGAGGUGUUUUUGUUAGGGUAUUUACAUGUCAUAAUGAGGUGUUAUUGUUAGGCUGAGGUGUCAUUGUUAGGCUAUUUACAUGUCAUAAUGAGGUGUUAUUGUUAGGCUAUUUACAUGUCAUAAUGAGGUGUUAUUGUUAGGCUAUUUACAUGUCAUAAUGAGGUGUUUUUGUUAGGGUAUUUACAUGUCAUAAUGAGGUGUUUUUGUUAGGGUAUUUACAUGUCAUAAUGAGGUGUCAUUGUUAGGCUAUUUACAUUUCAUAAUGAGGUGUUUUUGUUAGGGUAUUUACAUGUCAUAAUGAGGUGUUAUUGUUAGGCUGAGGUGUCAUUGUUAGGCUAUUUACAUGUCAUAAUGAGGUGUUAUUGUUAGGCUAUUUACAUGUCAUAAUGAGGUGUUAUUGUCACCCCUUUGACUUUGUACUUGUCUCCCAUUGAAGAAAAGGUGUGUGUGUGUGUGUGCACUGUGUUCAGAGACAUUUAAAGGAAAGUACAAUAAACCAGUGGAGGCUGCUGAGGGGAGCAAGGCACAUAAUAAUGGCUGGAAAGGAGUUAAUGGAAUGGCAUCUUACACGUGGAAACCAUGUGUUUGAUGUCUUUGAUACCAUUCCACCAAUGCCUCUCCAGCCAUUACCACGAGCCUGUCAUCCCCAAUUAAGGUGCCACCAACCUUCUGUGCAAUAAACAGUCAUCUUUUUGUUAUGCUUCAGCAGCUCGCGUAUCCAUGACUACCCGGAUGGUGCAACUCGCUCAGCCCAAACCCAACCUGCUCCGAUUCCCUGACCGGUACUGCCACACAAACACACACAUGCACACGCACACUGACAGACUGACUGAUUCUUUUCCUUCCAGACGGUCAGUCUACUGGCUAGAUGAACUCCCACCUGAAAGAAAUGGCUCCACCACCAUGUUUGAGUUGACGCCCCACUGGUCCCAGCUGUGUGGCAGGAAGCGGCUUAAUUCUGGGUUCGAACAGAGCAGAUCAUCUCCCCAAUGGGAGGUCAGUGUAGCAGCUCUGAGUGCCUAUCCAUCCAAUAGAGUGUGUUCUCUGGCUUUGCCCCGCCUCCCCACCGCAGGCUGGGUAUCUGACCGCCCCCUACUGGCCUCCCUGAGCAGAGCGGUGCGGACUGCAGUAGCCAGUCCUAGGGUCUGCCAGUUGGCCUGUCCCAAGCGGAGGCAGGGUCUCUAUUCGCCCCAUUCAUCCAAGACCUCACUGGCACCCCCCCACCCAGCUGCAACCUCCUCCCGACUACAGCUCCUUGCCAUCCCUAAGUCUGACCACCCCCAGUAUGCCCAGGACCGUCCAGUCAUCUGGCCAGUGCCUGGGCCAGUGAGGAAGGCAGUAGCCAGUGAGAGGGUGCAGGUCCUUUCACGGCCCAACCAGCGGAAGGCGCUGUUCCAAGGCUACAACCCGUACACGGUUACCCUAGCUGCACGCUCCGCUAGCGCCUCGCCGCGCCUACAGGAGCUUUGUCUACCCCUGCCGCGGAAAUGCAAGGGCAAAUAGACGAAUGCAUCUCAUCUCGCACCUCUACAGUACCUCCAGCCGCCUCUUCUUCAGAUACUCUGUCUCCUGUACAGCAUGUCUAUGUCCCUGAUCACCACUGCUCCAUAAUAAAGACCCUCUAUGAUCUCA
Molecule: messenger RNA, 3940 nt
Organism: Oncorhynchus nerka (sockeye salmon)
Lineage: Eukaryota; Metazoa; Chordata; Actinopteri; Salmoniformes; Salmonidae
Product: sperm microtubule associated protein 2-like
Exons: 6
Coding region: 3029-3811 (260 amino acids)
Biological process (GO): spermatogenesis
Source: RefSeq, a predicted model, not a curated record